Rotaria sordida is the source of this 654-nucleotide messenger RNA. The record is from the annotation of a GenBank genome assembly. NCBI's taxonomy places the organism in Eukaryota, Metazoa, Rotifera, Eurotatoria, Philodinida, Philodinidae.
AUGAAACAACAAGUUGAAUAUGGAAAUCAAGUAACAAAACAUCAUAUAUUAGAUGGUACAGUAAUUUGGAAAAUAGUUAAUGUUCGCGAAAAAAUCUAUGACGCGCAAUCCGAGCGUCAAACAAGUAUUUAUUCGCCAGCAUUCUAUACUUCAACAACAGGAUAUAAACUAUGUGUUCGACUCUACCUUAAUGGUGAUGGCACCGCACGAGGAACACAUAUAUCGAUUUUUCUGGUUGUUCUACGAGGUCAAUAUGACGCAUUAUUACAAUGGCCAUUUUCCUAUCGUGUAUCUUUUUGUCUUGUUGAUCAACGAACUAUGCUUGAAUCGGGUGAAAUAAAACAAACUAAACAUAUUAUUGAAUCAUUUCGACCUGAUACAAGAAGUAUCAGUUUUCAACGACCUUGUUCAUCGAUGAAUAUUGCAUCAGGUAUCCCAAAAUUUGUUUCUUUAGUUGAUUUUAAUCAACCAUUAGAAACAAAUCGAUAUAUCAUUAAUGAUACAAUAUUCAUUAAAGUUUUAAUAGAUUUUAUUGGAAUACCAAAAUCAAUGAUUUACUUUAUUUUUAAUCUUAAUUGUGGUUUACCUAUACACAUACAACAAAAAUUAAUUGAUGAAGAAAUGGAACGUCGUAAAGCGCAAAAUAUUACUUAA